CAGGGGCUGCGCGAGCCGUCUCCGCCCUCGCGCGGGAGCUGGGCGGCUGCGAGAGCCUUGCUGCAGUAGCUUCCUCUGCCGCCUCGGAGCCGCUCGAUCCUUAGCCGCCCGGAUCCCGGCCGUAGAGGCUGCAGUUGCAGCCGGGAGCCCGCAGUCCGCGCCCCGAGCCCGCCUCCGUCCUCCGAGGGCGCCCCAGGCCGCGCCAUGGUGAAGGUGACGUUCAACUCCGCUCUGGCCCAGAAGGAGGCCAAGAAGGACGAUCCCAAGAGCGGCGAGGAGGCGCUCAUCAUUCCCCCCGACGCCGUCGCGGUGGACUGCAAGGACCCAGAUGAUGUGGUACCAGUUGGCCAGAGAAGAGCCUGGUGUUGGUGCAUGUGCUUUGGACUAGCAUUUAUGCUUGCCGGUGUUAUUCUAGGAGGAGCAUACCUUUACAAAUAUUUUGCACUGCAACCAGAUGACGUGUACUACUGUGGAAUAAAGUACAUCAAAGAUGAUGUCAUCUUAAAUGAGCCCUCUGCCGAUGCCCCAGCUGCUCGCUACCAGACAAUUGAAGAAAAUAUUAAAAUCUUUGAAGAAGAGGAAGUUGAAUUUAUCAGUGUGCCUGUCCCAGAGUUUGCAGAUAGUGAUCCUGCCAACAUUGUUCAUGACUUUAACAAGAAACUCACAGCCUAUUUAGAUCUUAACCUGGAUAAGUGCUAUGUGAUCCCUCUGAACACUUCCAUUGUUAUGCCACCCAGAAACCUAUUGGAGUUACUUAUUAACAUCAAGGCUGGAACUUAUUUGCCUCAGUCCUAUCUGAUUCACGAGCACAUGGUUAUUACUGAUCGCAUUGAAAACAUUGAUCCCCUGGGUUUCUUUAUUUAUCGACUGUGUCAUGACAAGGAAACUUACAAACUGCAACGCAGAGAAACUGUUAAAGGUAUUCAGAAACGUGAAGCCAGCAAUUGUUUCACAAUUCGGCAUUUUGAAAACAAAUUUGCCGUGGAAACUUUAAUUUGUUCUUGAACCGUCAAGAAAAACAUUAUUGAGGAAAAUUAAUACCACAACAUAACCCCACCCUUUACAUUUUGUGCAGUGAUUAUUUUUUAAAAUCUUCUUUCAUGUAAGUAGCAAACAGGGCUUUACUAUCUUUUCAUCUCAUUAAUUCAAUUAAAACCAUUACCUUAAAAUUUUUUUCUUUCUAAGUGUGAUGUCUUUUAUAUUUGAAUUAGUAACUGUAUGAAGUCAUAGAUAAUAGUACACGUCACCUUAGGUAGUAGGAAGAAAUCAUUUAUCUGGAUUUUUAUGUUUUAUUAGCAUUUUCAAGAAGAUAGAUUAUCUAAGAGAAUAAUCAUAUAUAUGCAUACAUAAAAAUGGACCACAGUGACUUAUUUGUAGUUAUUAGUUGCCCUGCUACCUAGUUUGUUAGAGCAUUUGAGCACACAUUUUAAUUUUCCUCUAAUUAAAAUGUUCAGUAUUUUCAUUGUCACAUUUAACUAUUUAGAGAAUGAUUUCCACCUUUAUGUUUUAAUAUCCUAGGCAUCUGCUGUAAUAAUAUUUUAGAAAAUGUUUGGAAUUUAAGAAAUAACUUGUGUUACUAAUUUGUAUAACCCAUAUCUGUGCAAUGGAAUAUAAAUAUCACAAAGUUGUUUAACUAGACUGCGUGUUGUUUUUCCCAUAUAAUAAAACCAAAGAAUAGCUUGGUUCUUCAUGUCUUAAGAGAAUCCACAUAAGGGAAGAAACUAUUUUUUAAAAAUUCACUUCUAUAUAUACAAUGAGUAAAAGCAUAGAUUUUUCUUUAAAUAAAAAUAAGUCAUUUUAAUAACUAAA
Messenger RNA from Saimiri boliviensis boliviensis (Bolivian squirrel monkey), 1809 nucleotides. It is a transcript of the gene ITM2B, whose product is annotated as integral membrane protein 2B. Gene Ontology annotation, biological process: negative regulation of amyloid precursor protein biosynthetic process. The record is from RefSeq and is a predicted model, not a curated record. Gene Ontology annotation, molecular function: amyloid-beta binding. Gene Ontology annotation, cellular component: extracellular exosome; Golgi apparatus; plasma membrane. Lineage: Eukaryota; Metazoa; Chordata; Mammalia; Primates; Cebidae.